GGACUUAACUGGUCCAGUGGGGCUGGCGCUACUUUGAGAGGGGAGUAAACAGACUUAAUGGGCUUGGCCUCAGCAGACCCACUCAGAGAAACGGCCAAAAUGUUCAAGCGUUCGAAUACCAGUGCCCUCCACUGCCAUGACCUGGAAGAAACUGGGCUCCGGCAACUUCUCCGACUGCCCCAAUGGCUCCCGCCCGUGGAUAUGGGAUGUGUUUGGUGAAUGUGCCCAGGACCGCUGGGAUGAGGCCAGUGUGGGCCUGGGUUUGGUCUCCAUUCUCUGCUUUGCUGGAUCCACCUUCCCCCAGUACAUCAAGGCCUGCAAGGCCGGCAACAUGGACCAGGCCCUGUCCCUGUGGUUCCUGCUGGGCUGGCUGGGCGGCGACUCCUGCAACCUCAUUGGCUCCUUCCUCGCUGACCAGCUGCCCCUGCAGACCUACACUGCGGUGUAUUAUGUCCUGGCAGACCUGCUGAUGAUGACGCUCUACUUUUACUACAAAUACAAGAACCGCACCUCCCUGUUGUCUGUCCCCAUCAACGCGGCACUUUUGCUCAUCCUGGGGACGACAGCGUUUUCUGCCCCACUCCUGAGCAAGCCUAAGCCUGUGGCUGCCCCAGGGGAGGCCUUCCAGGGACGGAAACUCCUGUCCAUGGAGCCCGGAAGUAAGCCCUUCACCCGGACGGAAAUCAUUGGCUUCGCCAUCGGCUCCGUCUCCAGUGUGUUGUACCUGCUCUCCCGGCUGCCUCAGAUCCGCACCAACUUCCUGCGGAAAUCCACCCAGGGCAUCUCCUACUCGCUGUUUGCGCUGGUGAUGCUGGGAAACUUGCUGUACGGGCUGAGCGUGCUGCUGAAGAACCCCGAGGUGGGCCAGAGCGAGGGCAGCUACCUGCUGCACCACCUGCCCUGGCUCGUGGGCAGCCUGGGCGUGCUGCUGCUUGACAGUAUUAUCUCUGUGCAGUUCCUGGUCUACAGGAACGCCUCGCCCGUCUCCGCAGAAACAGAGCCUCUCCUCCCCAGCUGAUGGGGUCCUGGCUGAGUCCAGGACCACAGGGACCGCCAGGUGCCACGUCCAGGAAGGAGUGUGCUGGCCCCAGAUGGUACUGUGGACUCCGGAAUGGGCCUCGGAGGAAGCUGGUGGGAAACCUGUGGCCACUCUAGGCCAGCCGCCUCCCCUUCACUGGGCAAGCUCUGAGGGCAACGGACUGCCUCUUCCCGGGAACAAGAUGCCCAGCCAGCCAGGAGGGAGGGCUGCAGCCUGGAUGGGAACGUCAGAAAGCAUCAAGGCGGCCCCUUUGGGCUCACCUACCUCAUUUGACCUGCAUCUACCCCGCCCCACAACCCCAGCGCAGCUGUGGCCUGGAGGACCCAGCCCCGCCCUGCUGCCUCCACACAGCCUAGUAAACGGACCCCCUCCCUCCAUGAGGUUGGCUCUAUGGCUCCUUCUCUUGGGGGCUGCUGGGGGAACAGCCCUAGACGGGGGUCUGGCCCCACAUCCCAAGUCCCAGGAGGAGACCUAACGGGUCAGGAUGUGGCCGAGCCCAGCCCUGCCCCAGCCUCCGGGGCCCCUCUUCUCUUCAGCUGCUGCUCUGGGCAGCUGUGGUGAGGAAAGACCCAGUCGUGAGAGCGAGCCGCCAUCAGGGUCCUGGCUUCUCAGCGCCAAGGAAGAAGCAGGCUAGCAGAUCCGGACUCUGCAUAUGAACUGCCGGGCCUCAGUUACCCCGUCGGUGAAAUGGGGGUGGCAUUACCACCUCCCAAGUCCUAAGAGUCGAGUGAUGGUGGCUGCCACCCCCAUUCACAGUGGGCGGAGAUGCUGCCCAGUCCUGCUCCAGUACAGAACCCCACUGUGAUCCAGAGAGUUUUACUGGCGGUUUCUUCUUCGUUCAUCUUCGUCUGGAAGCUCCACUCUUAAGCCUCUACUGACAGAUGGGCCAUGGCUGUGCGUGAGGUGCACAGGCUGGGCCUCGAACCCAUGUCUCUUUCACAGACUUUCUACCAAGGAGGACGUCCUGCAGGGACUGAUCCCUCCCGACAUGUCCAAAGUGAGUGGGACGAAGUCUUGCCAUCCCGAUCCUCAGAAACAUUCCAGUAGUACUUUCAGGAUGAACGUCUUUGUUUUGAAAGUCUAUGGUGUAUUCGAUAUUCUUCACCAAAGCCAUACUGCACGUCCAUCGGCUCUUCGCCUGCGGUGGCACCUGAUCAGCGUUCGCUUUCACAGAGGCAGGAGGUGCUGAAGAUAGCUUGGCGUGGGUUGGGGGGGCCUGUGGUCUUUAACGUGGACAUCUGUGCUGUUUCACACUUUAAAAGAGGCCUUUUGUAGAUCUCCCCAAUGUAAUACGUGGUUUGAUUUCUUGACUACUUCCAAUAAAGGAACCCUUGGUAGUA
Molecule: messenger RNA, 2379 nt
Organism: Echinops telfairi (small Madagascar hedgehog)
Lineage: Eukaryota; Metazoa; Chordata; Mammalia; Afrosoricida; Tenrecidae
Gene: SLC66A1
Product: solute carrier family 66 member 1
Exons: 8
Coding region: 137-1018 (293 amino acids)
Source: RefSeq, a predicted model, not a curated record